This is a messenger RNA of Brienomyrus brachyistius, 1921 nucleotides long. It is a transcript of the gene rpp30, whose product is annotated as ribonuclease P/MRP 30 subunit. The record is from RefSeq and is a predicted model, not a curated record. Gene Ontology annotation, molecular function: structural constituent of ribosome; RNA binding. NCBI's taxonomy places the organism in Eukaryota, Metazoa, Chordata, Actinopteri, Osteoglossiformes, Mormyridae. Bases 71 to 877 code for a protein of 268 amino acids. The transcript has 11 exons. Gene Ontology annotation, cellular component: nucleolar ribonuclease P complex; ribosome. Gene Ontology annotation, biological process: tRNA processing; translation.
GGAGUGGUAUGAGGUAUUAACUACAAGUCCCAUAAGCUCCUGCCUAAUUCGAUGCGGCACAUGUUCAAACAUGGUUGCGUUCGCUGAUUUAAACAUUAGUAACACAAAUGACAAGAAAAAGCUGCAGAGUCUUAUUGAAACGGCGGCUCAUCUUGGCUAUUCUACCGUUGCCAUAAAUCACCUCGUUGAGAUCCAACCAAAAAAGCAGGAAAUUGCAAAGCCGAAGUGUGUUUCAGAGUUGUUUGACCAGUUUCCUAUUGUACAGGGUACGUCAAAACCAAUCAAAGUGUUAAACCGGCUGACGCUAAUGAUCUCUGACGCAUCUCACUUUAGACCCACUUCAGAGUUAAAGUCCUAUGAUAUAGUGGCAGUGUAUCCUAAAACGGAGAAGCUAUUUCACGCCGCCUGCAUGACCUUUGAUGUUGACAUUAUUUGUGUGGCGGUGACUGAGAAGCAGCCCUUUCACUUUAAGAGACCCCCGGUUUUUGGUGCAAUUGAGAGAGGAGUGUUCUUUGAGAUUAGCUAUGCUUCGGCAAUCAAGGACUCGACCAUGAGAAGAUACACCAUCUCAAACGCCAUCAAUCUGAUGGAGACGUGCAAAGGAAAGAAUGUAAUUGUAUCUAGUGGGGCUGAAAUGCCCCUUGAGUUAAGAGGACCCUACGACAUUGCGAAUUUGGGGCUGCUCUUCGGACUGUCUGAGGGAGAUGCCAAGGCCGCUGUUUCUACCAACUGCCGCGCCGUCCUGUUGCACGGAGAAACCCGAAAGACCGCCCUGGGGAUCAUACACACAACGAAGAGGACGCGGCCCGCUGCGGAAGGGCGAGAUGACGACAGGGAACCUCCAGCGGCAAAGAAAGCUAAAGUUAACACCGUGUGACUCGGUUUAACCUGAUUAUUGCUAUCACAGGUGUUGGGGAAACUGUUUGAUUCCAUACCAGAGAUCUUUAAGAGCAGUUUAUUUUUAAAAAAUGUAUUUUCUUGCGUAUUGCCCAGAUUUUAAUCUGAAGUGUGUAAUGAGUCUGUUAGGAUGCCUGAUCUAUGGGCAGUGUGUAUGAAAUGAGUUGCGUUAAGAUGCGUAGACAUGACUGCGUCGCCGCAUUCAUAAGGACAAAGAGCAGCCAAAAAAAGAAAGGUAUACAAGACGUAAGACGAAAGGAGGGCGCUCAGACAAGAAAAAUCAGUUAAAAUGUUUAUUUAAAACAAAAUAUUCAAAUAAAAUGUACAGAGCAUUUUACAUUAAGUACAAAAAAUUACAAUGACUUCAGCAAGUGCAUUAAAUCCCAGAAGUGUCCAUGUCCGUCUGUCUGAAUCUUUCCGGUUUGGACGACAGCCUUCCCGUGCUCAAAACAUUCUACAAACCACUUUGUUUUGGUUCUCAAAACAUACUGUUUACAUUUUUUUCCCUAGCCUGCCGUCAGUCUAAAUUUGUCUCGCCUUUCAAGGAACACGCCCACUUGUUAUUUCCAUGUAGUACUAUGGUGAUAGCAGUUGAUCUAUAAAAAUAAAGUCCCCCCUAUUUGUGUUACUUGAAGGACAAAGCCUGAGUACGUUAUUUAGAUCUCAUCUAUAUUCAGCAGCCCAGUUUCCCAGACCAGCAUUCUGUUGCCAGAUUUUCAUGGCGCACAUCCCUGCCGCACCAUCUUCAAUAACGUUUAUUAAUAAAAAUCAAGAUAUUCUCUGCACGCAUGAUCAACUGUAGCUUCUUUCCAAGUCAGCCCUGCUGUCUCGAGACAGUAUUGGAAAUGUCAGUUAAAAAGGGUCGUAUACAAUGGUUAUUCCAUUACCAGUAUGAACUUCUGUCUGCGUUGUCUGUCUACAUGUUAAAAUUGCCAAGAAUAUUUUUGGCUCCGCUUUGCCACUCAAGAAGACUUUCCAUUGGCGUUUUCCCUUCCUGAAAUAAAAUUAAGUUUUAAUAUACAAA